CAAUGUUAGUGACUCAACUCGUCAAAACAGACAGAACCGUCAAUUUCUCGGGUAAUAAAAAAAAAAAAAUGUUUGAAGAUGAAUAGUCGUAUUUUUGAAGCAUGGCUCUGAACGACCAAGACAACACAGUUUAAAGUUUGAGGUAUGACAGAGAGCUGUGCGUCCUGAGAGAGGAGAACACUCCACACUGCGUUGUUUUUAGUUCUUUUUUCUUUUUUUUUUACUGUGUAUGUUUUAUUAUUAAUAUACGCAAGAGAGAAGACUUAUGACAUUGCGCACAGACCGGGAGCGGGGUUGCAAAUGGGCGGCAUAGGUGGCAACCUCUACCUCAGCAUGUUGAAUGGGGCUGAAACGCAAACUUUCGGAAAGAGCACCGACAUCAGCAGUCACCUCCACCGCGGCAGCAAGGAUCUAGCCGAGUUUAAAAUGGGGAUUCAGGACGCCAGAUUUUACUACCCGGACUCUGUUCAAAGCGGCCAGGACGCUCUGGCUCUGCAGUAUCACUCGGAGCAGGCGGUGGGAGGGUACGCAGCGCAGCCCGCCAGGUUUUACGCACAGACCAUCAGCAGCUGCCCGUAUGGCAUGGUGCGCUCACCGCCGAGAAGCGGUGCCGGGCAGGGUUACAUCCCGACGGCGGGGGAAGGAUUUCCUGCGGGCAGUAAAGACGUGUAUUCUCCGUCCCCGGAGAAUUACGCUGCGACCUUUCAGCACAGUUACCAGCGGCCGCCUCUCUACCCGUUACCUGGGCUACAGGUGAGCGGGAAGACCCAGGCUCUGCUCAAUAACUACCCGCUGUGGGCCAAGUUCCACAAGCUCCAAACUGAGAUGAUUAUCACCAAACAGGGGAGGAGGAUGUUCCCCUUUCUGAGCUUCAACAUCAGCGCUUUGGAGCCCUCUGCCCACUAUAACGUCUAUGUGGAUGUGGUUCUGGCCGAUCAGCACCACUGGAGGUACCAGGGUGGCAAGUGGGUCCAGUGUGGGAAAGCAGAGGGAAACAUGCCAGGGAACAGGAUGUACAUGCACCCCGACUCUCCCAAUACCGGAGCCCACUGGAUGAGGCAAGAGGUGUCGUUCAGCAAACUGAAGCUCACCAACAACAAGGGCAGCACCAACAAUGUGGCACAGAUGAUCGUGCUCCAGUCGCUCCACAAGUACCAGCCGCGCCUCCACAUUGUGGAGGUGAAGGAGGACGGCUCUGAGGAUCCUUUUCUCUCAGCCAAAGCUCAGACCUUCAUCUUCCCAGAGACUCAGUUCAUCGCCGUCACUGCCUAUCAGAACGCAGACAUCACUCAGCUGAAAAUAGACCAUAACCCCUUCGCUAAAGGUUUCCGUGACAAUUAUGACACGCUGUACGCUCCUCCUGACUCUGAUCGCCUCACCCCCUCUCCAACAGAGAGCCAGCAGCUGCUGUCAGGGAGCUGCUUCCCCCAAGGCUACCUCUCUGAGCAGUACAUGCCCCAGAGCCGCUUCUUCAGUCGUGAGCCUAUUAGCUUGGGCCAGCAGCACAAAGACCCGUCCUCCAGCCCCAGUCCCCACAGCCGCUGGUACCUGCCGCCUCAGCAGGGUGUGGCACCCAACCGGCUUGACUUCAGUUCCUCAUACGAAGGGGAUUUCUCUGGAAACAGUUUCUACAAGCCUUUCCCCUUGCAGGCGUCUGCUCACCAUGCCCUCAGCUACUACCCUGACCAUCCUUUUGCAUCUCCCAGCGUGUCCGUAUCAGGGGCCACCUCAGCAGGCUGGAGCACCAGUCGGCCUGCCCCUCAGUACCUCAAUCACCCAAGUAAGCCUGGCCCCAGUCUGGGCUGGUUUAGGCCCAUAUCAUCUUCCUCAUCCUCCUCAUCUUCCUCCAUGUCGCCUGGCAACCCCAGGCUGAACCCUCCCUCGCUCCUCGAACCCCUGCAGCUGCCCGUGUUGCAGGACAAGCCCAAAGACACUGUGGGAGUAGUCGUGGAGGAGCCGUGGCUCGACGCUCCCUCUGUGAAAUCAGCAGACUCUACAGACUCGGGCCUGUUUGAGGGCGGUGUAGGGGACAACAAGAAGAGAAGAGUGUCGCCCUAUACAUCCAGCACUGAAAACUCCCCGCCGCCACACAGUGCAGAUGUCAGUGAGAAGGACAGCAACAGCAAUGCAGACUACUACGGCUAUUACACCCACUGAAGACCUCACAAAGCACAAUGUUCGCUGCAGUCUCUCCCAGCGUCUUCCUACACCGCCGUCACGGCUCUGAAUCGGUCUGUACAGUCAAAUCCAGGUGCUGCAGACAAAUACCAAAGCCACAUAACAGAACAUCGACUGUCACAUCACUGGAGGUCACACCGCGCGGCCAGCCUCUCUGUAAAGUCUCCUUUCAAAGUGUCAAAUGAGGGCUGCAAGUGAUAAGGAGGAACUUUUCGAGGUUACACUCUCAAACUUAGUGUGGAACAGGAGUGGAUGUGACUGGCACUCUGCCCUUAAGUCACAUAAAUACCAAACAGACACACAGUGCAGACCUUUGACUUAAACCUUUGAAACAUCUAGAGAUUUAUUUAAAAAAGAAAAAAAAAAAAAAGGAUCUGCAUAUCUGGUUGCUGACAGUCGCCUGCGGGGAUUGUCUGUUCUUCCUGCAUCAAAUACUCUCUCUCUGUCUCCUUUGCGCUGUCUUGUCUCAGUCUGUCUUUUCCCUCCUCACCCACAGCCAUUCACACAUACUUCAGAUACGCUCACGUUCACUGUGUGGGCAGAAAUUACCUUUAUCCCACAGGCCUCUCUCUUCUGAUUCCACCCAUGUCGUUUACUGCAGCUCCCACUAGUGGCGACAGUGGAGUGUCGCAGGCUGACAGUGUCUGAGUGAGCUAAUGUGAGGGGGUUAAGAGAGAUUAGAAGUAAGGCUGCUAAUCUGUCUCAGCCCUUGCGAGGACAAUCUUGUGUGUGUGUGUGUGCUGCUGUUCAGUCAAUCAGGAAACACAGCAGAGAUAGCAAGUCAAGCACAAUCCUUAAUAUGAGGUUUUCUAACCAGAGGUUAGAGUUUACAUUAACAGCAGACACACUGCCCACCUGGGAUUUUUUUUAUGGUAAAAAAAAAAAAAAAAUGAAAUGAUGGUUAUUGCAAAUGCACUUACAUCCCAGCACUGUAUGUCUACAACACUGAAGUGAAGGUCGAUGUCUCUGUUGCUGAUGAUCCUGAUGAUCACUGGGUUGAGCUCACUAGCAGAUGUUUACAGAGGGGCACGGGGGAAUUGUGAUGAUUAUAAUUACUGUAUAACACUGGCUGUCUGAUACUUCAUGGACAAACUUAUUCAGAAUAUGAUUACUAUUAAGAAAAGAGACAAUAGGGUGACUGGAGUGUGAAACUUGGGAAGCAAAGUUAACCCAUCUUUGUUCAAAGGUUCCUGACUAUCUUUAGAUUCAGGCACAGCAACGUUCAUUGUAUUUUAUGUACAAUGGUAAUAAAAGUUAUUCUAUUAUUUAAAAAAAAAUGUCCUUUCCUCCACUGUCAAAGCACUGUUACUGAAAACUUCACAGACAAACUUUAAGUUGGUAUUUUUAUUACCAGUAUCUCACUGUUUUUCUUUAUUUAUUAUAUAUAGUUUGUUUUAUUUAUUUUUGCAGUCCAUGCAAGUUUAAAUCCCAGGUAAAAAAAAAAAGAAAUAUAUAUAAAGAAAGCUCAGGAAGCGCAAUGGCAAAGGUCUGACAGUGAUGUUAAAUAAACUCUGUUUUGGUUGAAUUGAAUGAGAAAAUAACUACAGUAGUUCAACAAAUGUUUUCGUCAUUACAGAGGGGAUGUUAUCAAGUUCAUUGGGGUUGGAAUCAUCAUCAAUAAAAAAAACAAAAAAUAUGCAGCUUUAGUCUCAUGCAAAAACAAAAGAGUAGGCCAGAUGUGAGUGUGUGUUCCUGCAUCUUCACCACAGAGAGCUUGCACACAGAAUGAGCAGACAAGUCUUGAAAGUGGGUUAUUCAGAGCAGCCACAAAAACCUGCAAGUAAACAGACAAGACGCUGUCACCCUCAGACCAACAGAAACAGGAAGCACAAAGUGACCAGACGGGCACUGAAUUUCCCUCCCCCAGUCUGCCGGCCUUUCAUGUGGUGACACUGGUUGACAGAGAGGCCCAGCUUUCGCUCCCUGUGACAGAAAUGAAGAGUGAGGCUGCAGUCGGCGCUGAUCACAGAUCUGCUCCUCGCUCCUCUCAAAGAGUGCUAAUGACCUGAGACAACACUGUAGGUGACAGAGUCACUCAAAGAAGACAGAGCGGAGUUACUCAAGGUGUGUGUGUGCUCCAGAGGAGAUUACAGUGGCGUAGCUUGACAUUUUUUGGCAAAAAUUUCCUUAUUCUUUUUUUUUUUUUGUCAAGGAAAGACCAGCUUAGCUUUGCGUAAGUCAUGGAAACAGGGAGACAACCUGAGCCCACCAGACUGGCUGAGAAAGAUUCUGGCAGGAGGACAUUCAUAAAAGCACAAAUAGUCAUUUUUGCACUUCAGAUUUUUGUAUGAAACAAAAUAGACGUGAUGUGUCAAUCAGUAAAUUUGUAGAGGUGCUGGCAGACCGUUUUUUUGUAAACUUUCAGAGUCAGGCUAGACUUUAAGGACCAGGGUAAACUUUGUUGAUUUUAAAACAUUGUGACUAUUUUACAGAAAUACAGGGUCUUCAGACACAACAUAAUUAAUCAACAAAUGAAAGUAUACUUACAUACAAACCAGCAAUUACACUUAUGUUAUGACAAUAGUUCACAAAAUAUGUAUUGGGCACUUUUACAGAUUUUGCUUUUAGUAUCUAGUAGAUAUUUUCAGACGGGUGUGGGGUUGUUUUAUAGUGAUUAUUUCUGUAAAUUUAAAAAAGAAAAAAGAAAGAAAGAUUCUGGCUACUGUUUGCCUUAUUUCUUGUGUUAUUUAAACUGCUCCUUUCUCAGCAAAGCUAAUUUUAUACGAGUGUAUACAGACUGAGAUUUGCAUCAGUCUUGCUGGAAGUUAAAGACAAUCACAAAGAUGCACUUGGUCUUAAAGAGUGAUGUUGAUGCACACAGGACUGUCAGAGCAUUUAAUUAAUGAAGUUCAAGUUUGAAUUGUACGCUGGAAACAGAACAGACACAUUAUUAUGAUCAAGUGAUGAAAAAAAAACGUGUUUUCUGUAUAAUUUUGUACUAUUUAAUGUUUAUAUUGAGAACAAGGUGAUGAUUCUACUCUUGUUUCAAGUGCAAUUAAUAGAAAACAACAUGUUUAGAAUUGAUCAUUGCCUUCAAAAACAACGAACACGGUCCAGUGGAUGAUUUCAAUUACUUGUUCUGUAGUUGACCCUGCACCUGCACGAGUGCAUGAAAUCAUACAUUAAACAGCAGCAGAAGAAAAAAGAUAAUAAAGCUUUGACACACCUCAGGAACGACCUGGGACUGAUUAUGAGCCAGUGGGCCCCUGGGCACAGAUGAGAAAAGGGCCCCGAGCCCUUCAGCCUGGUAGGCCUGUUCACUAAUCCAUCCUUGAGAACGACCCCUGCUGGAUAACUCAGCUAGUGCAAUUAACUCCAGCAAAACCACAAAUCCGUUAUUUAACAUUUGAUACCUCCAUUUCCCUUCCCGUCUGUGUUUCCCUGAACACACAUUUCCAUGAGAGAGAGGCUAAGACUGUGUGUGUGUGUGUGUGUGUGUGUGGAAGCUGUGUUUCCAGAGAUUUUACUGUAUAAUAUAGAAAUAGAGGCGUGAAGAAGGGUCAAGAAACAAGCAUGUUAUUUGUGUGUGUGUGUGUGUGUGUGUGUGUGUGUGUGUUCUAUGUGCACUGUUUCUGUCAAGGGAGCAAUUAUCCUCCUUUGACUCUUUCGAUGAGAGCUUAUAAAUAGCAAUGCAGAAAUAAAUAAUGGAUGAAGGUUUCUGAAGGGGGAACUGUUAUUUAUUAAAGGUGGCUUAAUUGUGUCAUGUA
Solea solea (common sole) is the source of this 5885-nucleotide messenger RNA. It is a transcript of the gene tbx21, whose product is annotated as T-box transcription factor 21. Bases 301 to 2157 code for a protein of 618 amino acids. Gene Ontology annotation, molecular function: RNA polymerase II cis-regulatory region sequence-specific DNA binding; DNA-binding transcription factor activity, RNA polymerase II-specific. The transcript is spliced from 6 exons. Gene Ontology annotation, cellular component: nucleus. The record is from RefSeq and is a predicted model, not a curated record. Lineage: Eukaryota; Metazoa; Chordata; Actinopteri; Pleuronectiformes; Soleidae. Gene Ontology annotation, biological process: lymphocyte migration; cell fate specification; regulation of transcription by RNA polymerase II.